Molecule: messenger RNA, 690 nt
Organism: Ipomoea nil (Japanese morning glory)
Lineage: Eukaryota; Viridiplantae; Streptophyta; Magnoliopsida; Solanales; Convolvulaceae
Exons: 1
Coding region: 1-690 (229 amino acids)
Source: RefSeq, a predicted model, not a curated record
AUGAAACUCACGUCACGUAAUUUCUUGUUUUGGCGCGCACAGCUGAUUCCCUUUCUCCGGGGUCAGGAACUGCUGUGUUUUGUAGAUGGGUCUCUUCCGUGUCCACCGAAGACCGUCACAGCUGCUCCACCGUCUGAGGGCUCGUCGGCAGGCACUACCACGACGAGCAUCGUCCCCAAUCCGGAAUACCGUGCGUGGGUGAAACAGGAUCAAUCGAUCCUGUCUCUCCUAAUUUCAUCCAUGUCGGAUGAAGUGUUAUAUCUUGCGCUUGGCCGAACCACAUCUGUGGCAAUCUGGGAGUCCAUCACGUCCGCCCUUGGGUCUUCAAGCCAAGCUCGUUGCCUUAAUCUCCUCGGGCAAUUCCAGAUGCUCCACCAAGGCAACUCCACGACUGCCGACUACCUAGGCCGAGCAGGGGUCCUUGUCGAAGCUCUAACCCAGGCCGGUCGACCGCUCUCUUUAAUGGAGCAAAAUCUAUAUCUGCUCCGCGGACUUCGACCGGAACUAAAAGCUAUGGCGGCGUCCUUCACCUCCGGUAAUGCAGUGCCGCUAUCGCACCUCUCGAACUAUCUUCAGGCGCACGAAUUCAUCCUGGUGGAUGACUACCCCAUUGGCGACUCCACUGUUUCGCACUCGGCUUUCUUUGCAGGACCCGACCGUGGCUCAUCCAAUGGUGGCUGGCAGUCGUAG